CGGCCGGCUCCUCCUCCCCCCCUCCCCCGCCGCCGCCGCCGCCCCCGACGACGACCCCGACCCCGAAUCGCGGCCGCCGCGCGUCGGAUCACGCCCGUCCCGCAGCCCCGGCCGCAUCCCCGCGCCCUCCGAGCAGCUCCCGCCGCCCCCGGAGGGGAGCGCCAGGAUCGCGCGGCCGGGGGCGGCAAGGCGGAGGAGGCCGAAGCGGCGGGGCGGCGGCCGUGGAAUCUGAGGCCGAGGCGGGCGGCGAAUCCUCCGCCGCCGCCGCUCCCGUGGAGGAACGGCGAGUCGUUUCCCGACGCCGCGUACGGUGCGUUCGGCGGGGACAAGGAGAAUUACGCGCAGCCGCCGCAGCCGAAAUCCGUGCGGUUACGGGGCUUCGCGGAGGAGGGAGAGAGGAAGGAGAAGAGGAAGUUCUGGAUAUCGCUGUCGAAGGAGGAGAUCGAGGAGGACAUAUUCAUCAUGACGGGGUCGAGGCCUGCCCGGAGGCCUAGGAAGAGGCCCAAGAACGAGCAGAAGCAGCUCGAUAUUGUUUUUCCUGGUUUAUGGUUGGUGGGGCUCACAGCAGAUGCUUACCGUGUGGCCGAAGCUCCGGCCAAGAGAUAGUCUGCGCUGAGGGAGAAUAUCUUGCCCAUUUCCUGAGCUGGAGGUCUCUCUUUCUCGCUCUCAACCAAAUUGGCAUGCUCUGGAGUUCUUGGCGUCUUUACCCCGAGAGCUUUGAUAUUGAAGGCGUAUAUUGCAGAGAUAGAAGGUGUUCCAGAGCCAGAAGUCGUGAUGCUUGAAAGCCUGUGUGGAGGUUCAUAAGCAUCGGGCGCUUUCACACAUCAACUAGAGGUAAAAUUUGGUUAAUGGGUACAGGAAAGGGAAAAGUAUCAGAUUAGGAAAAGGGACGAAGUUAUUGUUCAAUUUUUUUUGUUUGUCCAUCUAAAUUUACUUUCCCUACUAGGUGUUUUCUGGGUAAAGAAGUUUGGUUUAUUAAUGUUCAGCGAUUGCAAGUAGCACAUGCAAAUGUGAAAAUAGGGGCUGCGGAUGAAUCAGCAGAGCAUAUAUCGGGUAAUUUAUGCUAUACUUUGUUCAUUAUGAUC
Syzygium oleosum is the source of this 1085-nucleotide messenger RNA. RefSeq lists its product as uncharacterized. The annotation marks the transcript as partial. The transcript has 3 exons. The record is from RefSeq and is a predicted model, not a curated record. NCBI's taxonomy places the organism in Eukaryota, Viridiplantae, Streptophyta, Magnoliopsida, Myrtales, Myrtaceae.